AUGCAGUUUUUCCGCUCAUUUUGCUCAGCAGCUGAUGUCGCCGCCGCCACCACCGCCAACAAUGUCGACAACGCCGCCGUCGCCACAGCCGACAAUACCGCCGCCGCCGCCGUUGCCACAGCCGACAAUACCGCCGCCGCCGCCGUCGCCACAGCCGACAAUACCGCCGCCGCCGCCGUCGCCACAGCCGACAAUACCGCCGCCGCCGCCGCCGUCGCCACAGCCGACAAUGCUGUCGCCGCCGCCGUCGACACCGCCGCCGCACCCGCCGCCGCUUCAUCGUCGGCCUCGUCCUCGUCGCUCUCAUUCCAUCCGUAUCAAGUGCCUCCGGCGACAUUCAAACGGAGGCAAGUCUCUUCGUCGCCGCCGCCGUCGCCGUCGCUACCACCGGCAUGA
This is a messenger RNA of Galendromus occidentalis (western predatory mite), 396 nucleotides long. RefSeq names its product ice-structuring protein 2A7-like. The record is from RefSeq and is a predicted model, not a curated record. Gene Ontology annotation, molecular function: ice binding. The coding region runs from base 1 to 396 and encodes 131 amino acids. NCBI's taxonomy places the organism in Eukaryota, Metazoa, Arthropoda, Arachnida, Mesostigmata, Phytoseiidae. The transcript has a single exon.